AUGACGUUUUGGUACGAGCUCUGGGUAAAUCAACAUUUGGGAGAGGGUCUUGUUUUCGCCUCAACCAGAGGAAAGCGAGGUCUUGAUCCAGAUCAACAAACUGAAAAUGAAGACAUCUUCACUUCGACAUUGCAUACAUUUCUCUCCCAUUUGUUGUUGACAGGAGACGUACACACAGGCGUUCGAUGUGGCUCCUGCCGCGGCCCGGUGCGAGGAAGUCGCUACAAAUGCCUCCAAUGCAGGGACUUCGACCUCUGCGCCACGUGCGAGGCCAGCGGGACCAAGCACUCGCAUCAUUCUUUCAUCAGACUCCCUUCUCGCAUAUCGGUUGUCCCUCUUACGCUUGACCUGGAUGGCAUAACCAGUGUAAUGUGCGAUGAAUGCAAGAGGAACGUUGUGGGACGUCGCUACAAAUGCCUCCAUUGCCGGAAUUACGACCUCUGCCUGAGAUGUGAGGCUGCAUCCAAGCAUCGAAAUCACCGGAUGCUCAGGAUCCCUUUCAGACCGCAAGUCCAAGAGGAAGUGACUCUGCACAUCCCGAAUUUCCAACAGUUCUUUCGUAUUGGAUGGUACAUCAUCCAGGGCUUCGUCGGGAGCCGAUUCUUCCAUUUAGAUCCUGGAGUGAUAUUGGAAGUGGAAGGAGAUCCGCUGGACGAUGGAACGAGCGGGCCCGGUCUACCCCGUCAGCUGCCUCCCCCUCUUCCACUCCGUCCUGGCAUCGGGGUCGCUGGUUCGGCAGCCGGGAGGAAUGGUGGUCGAGCUCCCGUGGCGCUGAAUGCGCAAGUCAAUGAGGAAGUGACUCGGCACCUCACGAAUUUCCAACAGAUCUUUCGCAUUGGAUGGUACAUCAUCCAGGGCUUCGUCGGGAGCCGAUUCUUUCACUUAGAUCCUGGAGUGGCAUUGGAAGUGGAAGGAGAUCCGCUGGACGAUGGAACGAGCGGACCCGGUCUACCCCAUCAGCUGCCUCCCCCUCCUCCACCCCGUGCUGGCAUCGGGGUCGCUGGUUCGGCAGCCGGGAGGAAUGGUGGUCGAGCUCCCAGGGCGCUGAAUGGAAGGAACUCAGAGGUUCAUGAGGAAGUCGUUCCACGUGAUGAGGAUCUGUGCAAGCUGUGCCUGGAGGCGGAGUUGAACUGCGCGUUUGUCGACUGCGGCCACAUGGUCGCCUGCCUCCCUUGCGCGCAGAUGGUUCGGAAUUGUCCCAUUUGCCGGAAGGCCAUCACUCGGCGGAUCCGCAUCUUCAAGGCGUGA
This is a messenger RNA of Darwinula stevensoni, 1248 nucleotides long. NCBI's taxonomy places the organism in Eukaryota, Metazoa, Arthropoda, Ostracoda, Podocopida, Darwinulidae. The record is from the annotation of a GenBank genome assembly.